This is a messenger RNA of Drosophila arizonae, 605 nucleotides long. RefSeq names its product vacuolar protein sorting 25 (gene Vps25). NCBI's taxonomy places the organism in Eukaryota, Metazoa, Arthropoda, Insecta, Diptera, Drosophilidae. Gene Ontology annotation, biological process: protein transport to vacuole involved in ubiquitin-dependent protein catabolic process via the multivesicular body sorting pathway. Gene Ontology annotation, cellular component: ESCRT II complex. The record is from RefSeq and is a predicted model, not a curated record. Gene Ontology annotation, molecular function: protein homodimerization activity; structural molecule activity.
AUCUGUUUUUUGUGCAUCGCACAUGACGUCAAUUUUAACAAAACAAUGGCCGAGUUCCAAUGGCCAUGGGAGUACACAUUCCCUCCAUUCUUCACUUUGCAACCGCAUGAAGAAACACGCCGGCAACAGCUGAAGGUGUGGACAGACCUCUUUCUGAAAUACCUCAAACAUGUAAAUAGGUUUACAAUUGGUAUUAACGAUCAAAACUUGCCACUAUUUUGUAAUGAAUCUAUAAAUCGACGGUUGUCGCCUGAGCUAAUACUGCUCAUACUGGAGCAGUUGCAACAAAGCGGACAUGCUGCCCCACUGGACAAACGACGCCAGGAGUGGCAAGUGUAUUCGUACACAUUGGAAGAGUACGGCAAUAUGGUCUAUGAUUGGAUACAAGAGACUGGACAAACGAAUAGUAUUUGUACUCUCUACGAGCUAGUCGCCGGCGAAAAUAGCACUCAGACGGAGUUUCAUAAUAUGGACGAAGCCGUAUUGCUAAACGCUUUGCGGCUGCUCGAAGAGAAGGGCAAAUGUGAACUUAUUGAAAUGGACGGCAGCCAUGGAGUUAAAUUUUUCUGAAAAAUAUAUUUAUAAUUGUGUUUGAUGUAUGCAUA